Colletotrichum orchidophilum is the source of this 207-nucleotide messenger RNA. RefSeq names its product SNARE domain-containing protein. NCBI's taxonomy places the organism in Eukaryota, Fungi, Ascomycota, Sordariomycetes, Glomerellales, Glomerellaceae. The coding region runs from base 1 to 207 and encodes 68 amino acids. The transcript has a single exon. The record is from RefSeq and is a predicted model, not a curated record.
AUGACGGUAGCCAUUGGCGACGAGAUCCGCGACUCCUCGGCCUUCGCCGAGAAGAUGAAUGACAGCUUCGACUCGACGCGCCUUCGCAUCCGCGGGACCAUGAACCGCAUGCUCGUCAUGGCCGAGAAGACGGGCGUCGGCUGGAAGGUCUGGCUCGGCUUCUUCGCGGCCGUGUGUUUGUUGUUCAUUUACGUCUGGCUUUUUUAA